ACAACAGCGUGGCAGUGAUUAAAUGCUUCCUGCCAAAUCUCAAAUCACCAUUUUUGUCGACACCGAAUUCUAAAAGACUCGAUUUGGGUAUACUUUUCGCUCGGUAGUUGAUAUAAACAUGUUGUGAUUUGCGCAAUAUUUUAGUUCGUGUUCGAGAAUGGGGUCUUUAACUCGUUCAGCAGUUUUCGUAGUUCUUUCCUUCGUCUUAAGUUCUUGCUACGGUAUACUGAUACCAAAACAUUAUGACCUACAUUUGGUCGUCGAUCCGUUCAACAAAACGCUCAGUGGCUCGGUUAAAAUUAAAAUUCAUGCGGAAAAUAAAACCGAUAUCGUCCAGUUAUCGGCGGAUCCCUCGAUUGUUGUGAAAAAUGUUACCAUUUUACCAGAAAACGCAACUGGUGGUGUUGGGUCCUUUAUUGUGACAAAAAUUGAGAAAAUCAAACCGGACGGUUUGAAUAUUCACGUUAAUCAGAAAUUAACGAAAAACCGAACGUUUAUAAUUCUCGUCAGAUUUGAAGCCAUUAAACCUCAAAAUACGUCAGCGAAUUCUUCUAUUUACGCGUUUAAUGUGACCAGUCGUAAUCACGAUCAGGCCAAAACUAAUAAGACAACGUCAUUCUUCGUCAUCGAUUUGACAAAAAAUUCAUCAAAGGCUGUUUUCCCGUGCAUUUUCGAUUCGUUACUAAGUCCGCACAAAGCUACCUUUAAUUUAACCAUCGCUCGUCCAAAAUCUUACAAAUUGGUAACGAUUUCACGUUCCAAUAUCUCGCACAUCCAAAGCACUCAAAGAUCGGAUUAUUACGAAGAUACGUAUUGGCAAACUAUUCCCAUCUCCGUUCGAUCAUUCGCAUUGAUCGCCUCAAAUGAUAGCGAAAUUUAUCAAGUUGGUCGACAAGAGAAUGGAACAUGUUCGAGUAAACCAGUGCCCUAUGGUUUGAAUCGUGAUAUGCUAGUCUGUAUGAUGGAUUACCUAUCAGCAUUUUACGGUACACUGAUGCCUGGAAAUGGUAUGACAAUUAUUGUUAUUCCCAGAUCAGCCAAUAUCUCCAUCGAAGCUUUCAGUUUAGUCACUGUGAGCCAAUGCAACCCAAACGCCUCUAGUGUUCAUUAUACUCUGGAACAUCUAGUUUACAUUCUCAGCUCGCAAUGGAUAACUUAUCGAGUUCACAGCAUCAAUCCGAAUGCAUCUGCGAUGAUCCAAUCUUUGAAAUCUUUCGCUAUGUAUGAUAUUACCCCAAAACUCAUUCAAAAAUCGAACGCUUCUAAAUUUAACGAUUUCUACGACAUGAUGACCAGUAAUGCCUAUCAUUCAUUGAUCAGGAAAGAAUGGAACAGAAAUCAAAACAUUUCCGGAUGUUAUUUUGUUUUCAGAGAUGUCUUAGUUUUCAAUAUGCUGAAGGCCAUUCUUGGACCAAAACUCUUCUCUGAAGGCUUAGGUGAUUUAUUAUCAAAGAGCAAUCAUAAUCCAAUAAAAGAUGACGACAUUUGGAGACAUCUUACUCACAUAGCCAUGAAAUACGAAGCUCUUGAUGUACCAGAUUUUCCUCAAUCGGUCGAGGAAAUCGUGAAACCUUUCAUCAACAAUUCUCUGUUUUCCAUACCUUUAUUAGAAUUCGAUUUCGACUUCUACGGAUCGUUUGGUGGUUUCAUUCGUCAGAUACCCUAUGCGUACACCUCAACAUUCUUCGAUAGCAAACUUUAUGCCAAUGUGACCGGUUCACCUUUGUGGAAAGUGCCAAUUCAGCUGAUAUUGGAAAACGAAAACUUCACGAGUCAACAAAAAUCGUUUGUUUGGGCCAAAACACGAAAUCGUGCCAUUGCAUUGACCAAUUUCAGCCAAAAGGAAAUUUUAUUGCUCAAUUCAGAAAUACGAGGUCCUUACAUCGUGAAAUAUCGUAAAAGUAACUGGGACAUGGUUUUCGAGAAAUUCGAAUCACUUCCAUUGAAAUACAGAACGUUGCUGCUAAUCGACUUACACGUAUUGGCUCAUUCCUACCAUUAUAAUUACACCGAGUACAUCAAAUACCUACCAAAACUAAAACCAACCGAGAAAAACCUACCAGUGUGGAAGACAUUCGUGAAUUUGAUUGGAGAUAUCGAAACUCGUCUCUUUGGAAACGCCAAAAAAUUAGUCACGAAAAUGUUUGUCAAACAAUUGACCGCCGUGUACGAAAAAUUCUUAAACAAAACGCAAACCGAUUUUUGGAUGAAUGAUUUACGCGAAUCGGUACAAAAGUACUUAUGCAACAAUGGCGCUGCAGUUUGUAAUCGGACAGCGGAUUAUAAACUUUUAUUGAAUAAUAUCACCAAACCUGAUAUAUCGUUGAAACUUGGAUCGUGCGGUGCCAUGUUGAAUGCUACUUACGAUCAAUGGUACCAAGUGACUAAAAAAGUUUACGCAGCUUACAAAAAUUUCUCAAAUUGCGAUCGUAACUACGUGAUGAAAAUUUUAGCCGGAUGUACCAAAAAUAAACAAGCAUUAAAUACGUUCCUAAAAAUAGUGUUCCAAAAUCAUGAAAAUAGUACUUUAUCUUUGCAAAAUACUCCUAGGACUCCUGAAAGCUUAGAUAGCUUAUUAUAUUUUGUAAAGAAAACGGAUGAAGGAUCAGCAGCUUUAUUUGAGUUCUUCGCCGCCAAUUUCGAAGAUAUAAAGAAAAAAUACCCAACUCAUUUCAAAACCAUCCUCUCAGCAUCUAUCAAGAAUUUGAAAUGUCCAGAAAUGAGCAAAAAAGUCAUCGAAUUCCUAAAAGCAAAUUCCGCCAAAUUAGAUCAAGAUAAGAACUUUGUUCAAGAAAACGUGCAAAGAUUGCAAGAACAGCAAACGUGGGCCAGGGGUACUCAAACUGAAAUCGAAAAAUUCCUAAACGAAGUAUUCAAAACACCUGAGAAAUACUUCGGGUAUUAGAAGAUAAGAUACUCAUUAAAAUAACUAUCCUACCUGCUUAUUACCUUACCUACCUACCUUUUUUCUACUUCAUACUGUUUAAGAACGACGUUUAGGUUAGGUUUCUAUACCCGUGUAUUAAAAUAAAUUUUUUAUUUAUUUCA
Molecule: messenger RNA, 3048 nt
Organism: Planococcus citri (citrus mealybug)
Lineage: Eukaryota; Metazoa; Arthropoda; Insecta; Hemiptera; Pseudococcidae
Exons: 15
Coding region: 158-2905 (915 amino acids)
Biological process (GO): peptide catabolic process; proteolysis
Cellular component (GO): cytoplasm
Molecular function (GO): peptide binding; zinc ion binding; metalloaminopeptidase activity
Source: RefSeq, a predicted model, not a curated record